CAAAUGCUCAGAAAAAAACCACAGCUAUUCACAACUAUGCUUGUCGGUCCGGCAGGAUGCGGCAAAACGUCAUUCAUAAACUCCCUGUUCGAUCAACAGUUGGUAGAAAUCUCUGACUCGCACAAGCAAGAGGCAUUCAAUGUAUACGUGUCAGACGUUGACAUGGAGGGCUUGAGGCGCAAAAUAUCAAUCGUGGAUACGCCUGGCUUAGGCGCAUCGAUGAACGACUCGUAUGUGCACGAUUCAAUCGUUAUUUACCUGCGCAAGCAGUUCUGCAAGUUUCUAACAGAGGAGACAAAAAUCAACAGAAAUCCCAACGCUGAAGAUACGCGUGUGCAUGCACUCAUCUACUUCAUACCAUCGAGAUGUGGCGGAUUGAGACUCGCCGAUAUCAAGCUCCUAAAGAAAGUGGACAAACUGGUGAAUUUGAUCCUUGUAAUAGCAAAAGCGGAUUCACUCACCCUUAACGAAUUGAAAACGUUCAAGGAGAAUGUCAAGGAUCAGGUGCGCAGGCACGACAUCAGAAUAUUCAACUUUGACAAAGAGAAUCUGAAUGACGCCGAUGUAGGAUUUGAGCUGCAGAACAAGCAGCCGUUCACGAUUAUAUCGUUUGACAGUCUAAAACCAGAGGUUAACAAUCGAAUCUAUCCUUGGGGAACACCGGGCACGAUGAAUGUUGACCACUGCGAUUUCAAAAUACUUAGGGAAAUCAUCCUCAGCUCUUACACGGAUGUAUUGAUCGAGGAAACGAGCGAGGAAUUGUACGAGAAUUACAGGACUGAGGUGCUCAGCACGCUGCUACCGAAUGAUGCGGUGGUAUACGAAUAAAGUUUUUCAUUGUCAGCA
Vavraia culicis subsp. floridensis is the source of this 846-nucleotide messenger RNA. RefSeq lists its product as uncharacterized. Gene Ontology annotation, biological process: cytoskeleton-dependent cytokinesis. The record is from RefSeq and is a predicted model, not a curated record. Bases 4 to 828 code for a protein of 274 amino acids. NCBI's taxonomy places the organism in Eukaryota, Fungi, Microsporidia, Pleistophoridae. Gene Ontology annotation, molecular function: GTPase activity; molecular adaptor activity; GTP binding. Gene Ontology annotation, cellular component: cytosol; septin ring; microtubule cytoskeleton. The transcript has a single exon.